AAGAAAAUGUUUCUUACAAGCAAUGCAUCAGAGUGGCUAAACCAGCAGUGAACUCCAAGAAUGCCUUAACUUGUUUUUCUUGCAAGACCUUCGUCACAGAUGCUCAUAGAUGUUAUAUAUAAUGUUGAAGAAGACUAAACAACAUUGACUAAGCAAAAAUAGCCAAUGGAAGAUAUGAAGAUAAAAUCCCUUUCUUCCUUCUUUCUUCUGUUUCUCAUAGCCAUUACUCACACACAUGUUUGUUUAGCAGAAUGUGAUAACGUGAAGGACUAUUGCCCUACAAGUACGAAACCCCAAAAGCAAGUCAUAUUCAUCAAUGGCCUCUCCUGUGAGAACCCAGAUAACACAAGUGCCCAUGAUUUCAAGAGCAAUGAAUUAAGCAAACCUGGUUCCAGGGACGAUUUUGGUGCCCUGGUUAAAAUUGUUACUGCUUCAAAGUUUGUGGGGCUGAACACUCUUGGCCUUGCGAUUGGUAGAAGUGACAUUGAAGUGGAUGGGCUUGUGAACAUCCACAAUCAUCCCAGAGCCACUGAGAUGGUCUAUGUGAACCAAGGUAGGUUGCUGGCUGCGUUUCUCAACACCCAAAACCAGCUCUUCCAAAACACUCUCAAUGCCGGUGACGUCUUUGUCAUUCCCAAGGGCUUGUUCCAUUUCUUCCUCAACCGUGGUGAACAAGUUGCAACUUUCUUUUCAGUCUUCAACGCCCAAAAUCCAGGGCUAGGAUCACUCUCUCCCCAACCUUCUCAAUCGGUUCAGAAGAUAAAGAUCAAGCUCAAUUCACUCUCUCACUCACAAUUUCAUGCUGAUACUGAUUUCACUUUGGAGUUGCUUGAUAUCGUUUCUGACCAUUUGUAAUUAAGAAAGCUUUUGAAAAGAAAGUUCACACUUCCAAUGGAAUGUUACUUAUAUAAAAGGUUUAAAAUUAGUAAACUAAUAUGAAGUCGUUGUAGUAUAGUGGUAAGUAUUUCCGCCUGUCACGCGGACGACCCGGGUUCGAUCCCCGGCAACGGCGGCGCUUUAAUCAUUUUAAGAAUUUGUUUUUUACUAUGUAAAGUGUUAAUUUGAAUUAUGCGUUAAUACAUGUUAAUGUUUUAGU
Messenger RNA from Vigna radiata var. radiata (mung bean), 1096 nucleotides. Its product is annotated as germin-like protein subfamily 3 member 4. Gene Ontology annotation, molecular function: manganese ion binding. Bases 166 to 855 code for a protein of 229 amino acids. The record is from RefSeq and is a predicted model, not a curated record. The transcript has a single exon. Gene Ontology annotation, cellular component: cell wall. NCBI's taxonomy places the organism in Eukaryota, Viridiplantae, Streptophyta, Magnoliopsida, Fabales, Fabaceae.